UAAAUUUCAUCCCAUGAGUUCCAUCACCUUUAAAGUUUGUGUUUAUUCAAUUGAUGAAUUGAGAAGGAUAUUCUAAAACAUGUCUUAUCAUGUUACAAAUAGAUCACAAUCAUCAUCUUCUCAACCGCCUAUCGUCCAAAAACUAACGGAUGAUCCUGUAAACCCCAAGAACGCUCAAAGUAGUGUUACGUGUGUUUAUCAGUCACAUAUCGGAGGCUAUUGGCGUAAUGUGACUGUUAUAUGGAGCAAAAAUCUAAUGAAUCAUUCUGUGACCUUAACGGUUGAUAGCGUGGAAAGUGAUUAUCAUCAAACAUGUAAGAUUGAUCUUAAACCUUGGCAUUUUUGGGCUAAAAAAGGAUACAAGACAUUUGAGGUUGAUGGUAAUCAAUUAGAGGCUUAUUGGGAUCUAAGAUCAGCAAAAUUUUCAGGAAGUCCUGAACCAUGUUCGGAUUUUUACGUUGCUUUAGUUUCUGAGGAAGAGGUUGUGUUGUUGUUAGGUGAUUACAAGAAAAAAGCUUAUAAGAAAACUAAAUCAAGGCCAGCCUUGGUGGAUGCCCUGUUGUUUUACAAAAAAGAACAUGUUUUUGGUAAGAAGAGUUUCUCAACGAGAGCUAAAUUUGAUCAAAGGAAGCAAGAAAGUGAUAUCGUGGUUGAGAGCUCAACGACAGGACCUAGAGAUCCCGAAAUGUGGAUAAGCAUAGAUGGGAUUGUUUUGAUUCACAUAAAAAACUUGCAAUGGAAAUUCAGGGGAAAUGAAACCGUCUUAGUGAACAAACAACCCGUGCAGGUCUUUUGGGACGUGCACGCUUGGUUGUUCUGUUCACCAGGGUCAGGUCAUGGCCUGUUUAUUUUCAAGCCGGGGGCUUCUGAGGAUGAUAGUGACAAGGAAGGGAGUAGCGUGGGUGGUGGUAGCGAUUGCAGUGACCAAAGCAAGUAUUAUUCAACGUUAAGCUACUCUAAAGCAUCACCAUUUUGUCUCUUCUUGUAUGCAUGGAAAAUUGAGUGAGGGCUAAGCAAACCAUUGAAUAUUGAAAAUUUAGAUGCAUGAGCUUCCUGUUUUCAAAGAAAUUGUAACUGGAUAAGCAAAUGUCUUGUAGAGAUUAGCAGAGUAAGUUAAAUUUCUUUGUGUUUUCACUCCAAAUGAAUUCGUGUAAAUUUUGUGAAAAUAUUAUUCGAUAUAACACUAUGUUUUUUUCACCUCGGAGGAUGCAGUGUAAGUGCA
Molecule: messenger RNA, 1222 nt
Organism: Solanum stenotomum
Lineage: Eukaryota; Viridiplantae; Streptophyta; Magnoliopsida; Solanales; Solanaceae
Exons: 1
Coding region: 80-1006 (308 amino acids)
Source: RefSeq, a predicted model, not a curated record